Gongylonema pulchrum is the source of this 474-nucleotide messenger RNA. The record is from the annotation of a GenBank genome assembly. Lineage: Eukaryota; Metazoa; Nematoda; Chromadorea; Rhabditida; Gongylonematidae.
AUGCCAACACGUGCAGCGCUUUGUCCACAAAGCCUGGAGGACCAAAUCCAGAAACGGACCGCUGUCGAGAUCGCCGAACCGACUCAACCGAGCAAUGCUGCUGGUAACGCAACAACAAGCUCAAGACAGAGUGGUGUGGUUGAUAAUUCGGAUGCCGGAUCAACCGAAAUUAUUGCUGCAGUCGUUGAACCAACAACCCUUGAAGCGCAUCCAGCUUCAACAGCGUUUGCUCGAGCAAACUGGAUUCCAGACACAUUCGAAAUGAUCGAAGUGGAGCUGUGCCGCGACCCGAUACUGGGUCUCGGCAUAACUGUUGCUGGCUAUGUGCAUAAAAAAGAUAUGUCAACAUAUCAACAUAUGUCAACAUAUCUUCAAAAGAUCAUUACGAUAUGUCAGCAUAUCUUCAAAAGAUCAUUACGAUAUGUCAGCAUAUCUUCAAAAGAUCAUUACGAUUCGUGUCGACAGCCCGGGUGA